This is a messenger RNA of Torulaspora delbrueckii, 501 nucleotides long. RefSeq names its product Ema19p (gene EMA19). The record is from RefSeq and is a predicted model, not a curated record. Bases 1 to 501 code for a protein of 166 amino acids. NCBI's taxonomy places the organism in Eukaryota, Fungi, Ascomycota, Saccharomycetes, Saccharomycetales, Saccharomycetaceae. Gene Ontology annotation, cellular component: endoplasmic reticulum. The transcript has a single exon.
AUGGCAAGAUUCUCACUUGGUGAAAGAAAGUUUUACUACUACUAUUUCCUCCUACAUAUUCCCAUUACACUGUUGAUCGAUUCUUCAGUGGUCGUCCCACCAGAGUACCAUCCCGCUUCGAAAUUGGUAGAGUGGCAUAUCGCCCAAAACAACGAUUUCUUACUAUGGGAGAAACCUAACUGGCUCUACUGGUUCGUUGUCAUCGAGCUCGUUGUCCAAUUGCCUCUAUUCGCCAAGUUCGCUCUAGCACUGCGUCCUUCGCAAGCUACAAAUAGUCAGGAAAAGGAUGAAAAGCUUGAAAAGGAGAAUAAACUGAACAGAUGGCUACGUAUCUAUGGUCUAAACGCCUCUUUUACCACUUUGAUUUGCAUGAUCACCAUCUGGCAGCGUGGUUACCAUCCAUUCUUUCCCACACAACCUCUCCAAAUUGACGAGAAGAUCCAAUUGCUGCUAGUCUACCUACCAACGUUCCUGAUUCCAUUGAGAUUGUGCUUCUUAUAG